GCUGUAUUGUAGUUAUCUCCCAAGGUCCAAAGUCCCUACAACCAGAUUUGCAGGCUGAGAACAGACCAGAUUGCUUCCAAGUAGUCAAUCCUCCCUCUCUUCUUGGAAGUCCAGUUCCCAGCCAUUUGCAGGGUCGGGGAAAUCUCUGCUUGGGUUUGGCUGGACAGGUAGCUGGGGAUCCUCCUUACAAAGGCAGACCUCCUGGUGACUGGCAGCUGAGUUGAGUAGACACUGCUAGAGUUGGCCUCUAUGAUUCCAUUUGGUGCUUCUAACCCCAACAGGAAGCCCAAGUGUCCGGGCAGGUAGCACAGUUGCUAGACUGCUUUGUCCAGCACGCUUGACGUCUUGAAUUCCAUCCGGCACCGGUGUGGUGGCCGUCCAGGUGUUGAAAGUCAGCCUGGAGUACCUGAGACCCUGUCUCAAAAAAAGAUGUUGGAGCCAGAACUUUGUACUAGGAUUGGCUAUGCUGUGUGAUUUUGAGACAAGUUAUGUACUGUUUUGGAGUCUGACUUAUUUUCUCUCAAGAGUUCUGAAGAUAAUGCCUUGUUCACUUACAGAUUUGGCCAGAAUAUGAAGUACUCUGUGUCUUUCCAUUUCUUCAGUUGAUAAAAAAUGAUUUUACUUUUUCAUGUUAGUGGAAGAGGCAGCGUGUGCUCUGAACCUCACAUUGUCACCCCACACGUAGCCUAAAGAUCUCCACCCAGGCCCCACUGGAUGACCCAGUCUCACCAGCUGCCUUUAUCCCCCCCCCCCAUAGAAAUGUUCUCAGCCUCCUCUCGAGGGUAGUUGCUGAGACUUCCACUGCUAGAAGGUGAUUUCAUCUCUUUCCUUGGUGGUUCCUGACUCCUUUGUGUGUACACCAUUAGUUCAGCCUGUCACCUGAGAGCACACCCCUAACUGCCUUACCAUCAGGAAGCCUCCCCAGUUUCAGCUCACUGCUUUUUCCCUGCAACACGUUUUUGUUUCUUUUGCUAACUUUUGGCAAAACACUGUAAGCUCCAUGAGGUCAGGGACCACUUGACAGCCCUUAUCCCAGAGCCUUAGUGUGUGGGCUAAGGCACAAAAAAUAAGGAACUCUAAAGGUCGCCCCAGUGUUCGGUUCUUCCAUCCUCAGUGCCUGGCUCAGCAAGGGCGUGUGGCAAGUGAGGCCCAGAGCCAAAACCACCAUGAAAAGUCCUAAUUCCACUUGGCAAUGGCGGAUUUCCAGCCCUUGAGUCUGAUUGUGCCUGGGCAACGGUCUCCUAGGAGACAGGAAACAGAGGGCGGAGCCCCAGAGGGCGCCUGGGCGGAGCCGCACACGGGUGCCGGGAGUGAUCCUGGCGAAAGGCGCAUGCAGGCCCUCAGCGCGGCUCUUUUCCUGAACGCGGGGCAGCUUGGGCCUGCAGCCGCCUGUUACAACCAGGAAGACGGCUCGGAGUGCAGCUGGCACGGGAGGCCGCAGCCACCCGAGCUCUGCACCAGUACCCCUUCCCGGUGGCUCUUCCCGGAGUUCCGCCCGCCAAGGAGGCUACAAUGGCCCGGGCCCGCCUCCGCCAGGCCCGAGGUGGCGCACUGCGGCGGCAGCCGUGGGGAUUGCAGCCCAUUGCCUGUGCGCCACCUAAGCAGCGCCCACGAGUUCGUGCCGGGUGCCCAGGGCACUGCAAAUCCCUACCCCGUCAGCUCCCUGCUCCCCACGACCCUGGAUGAGCCCCUGCCUGAUGUCCCGCCCCCGCCUGAUGGUGAGGCGCAGCACGGGCAGCCAGCCAGCCCUGACAUCCUGCCGACUGCAGGGAGAGGUUGCGAGGGUGGAAGGAAUGGGGAGUCUGGAGAGCACCGGAUACAGGAUUCCCUUGUCCUUUGGCGAGGAUUCUCCAAGGGACCUCACUCCAUGGGCCGACUCAGAAACGCCAAAAUCCACGUAGAGAGAGCCGUCAAGAAGAAGAUCUUCAUGAUUCAUGGCCGCUACCCAGUGAUCCGGUGUCUAUUGCGCCAGAGGGGAUGGGUAGAAAAAAAGAUGGUCCCUCCCCAAGGCACCACCCUGCCACCACCCCCGAAGGAUCUAGACAGUUUGGUGAUGGGUGAUAGUGAUGCUACAGAGGAUGAGGAUGAAGAGGAAAACGAGGAGUUUCGGGAGCCACAGCUGUUGGACUUCGAUGGGUUUCUGGAACUUGAUGACCUGGAUGGGGUACACGCUUUGAUGUCCCGCAUGGUUCGGAAUGAGACCCCCUACCUCAUCUGGACCACUCGGAGAGAUGUGCUGGAUUGUCGCUUCCUCUCCAAGGAUCAGAUGAUAAACCAUUAUGCCCACGCAGGCUCCUUUACUACAAAGGUGGGCCUGUGUCUCAACCUCCGGAAUCUGCCUUGGUUUGACGAGGCUGAUGCUGACUCCUUCUUCCCCCGAUGCUAUCGCCUGGGAGCAGAGGAUGACAAGAAAGCCUUCAUAGAGGACUUCUGGCUGACAGCUGCCCGCAACGUUCUCAAGCUGGUGGUGAAGUCGGAAGCGAAGCCAUACUCCACCUCCAUCCAGGCAAGAGAGGAAGAGGUCUUAGAAAACCCACUGCCCAAGAAACAGGAGAAAAAGGCAGUGAUGGUGUCCCCAGAGUUUGUGGACGAGGCUCUGAGUGCGUGUGAGGAGCACCUUAGCAGCAUGGCCCACAAGGACAUCGACAAGGACCCGGAUGCCCCGCUGUACUUGAGCCCUGAUGGCUGGUCCUUCUUCCUGCACCGCUACUACCAAGUAGUCCAUGAAGGGGCAGAACUCAGACACCUAGAGGCCCAGAUCCAUCGCUGUGAAGACAUUCUACAGCAGCUUCAGGCCGUGGUACCCCAGAUUGACAUGGAGGGGGAUCGAAACAUCUGGAUUGUGAAGCCAGGAGCCAAGUCCCGAGGCCGAGGUAUUAUGUGCAUGGACCACCUGGAGGAGAUGCUGAAGCUGGUGGACUGCAACCCCAUGCUCAUGAAGGACGGCAAGUGGAUUGUGCAGAAGUACAUCGAGCGGCCCCUGCUCAUCUUCGGCACCAAGUUUGACCUGAGACAGUGGUUCCUGGUGACGGACUGGAACCCACUCACGGUGUGGUUCUACCGAGACAGCUACAUCCGCUUCUCCACACAGCCCUUCUCCCUGAAGAACCUGGACAACUCCGUGCACCUGUGUAACAACUCCAUCCAGAAACACUUGGAGGCCUCCUGUCACCGGCACCCCAUGCUGCCCCCCGACAACAUGUGGUCCAGCCAAAGGUUUCAGGCCCACUUGCAGGAGUUGGGCGCCCCAAAUGCCUGGGCUAGCGUUAUUGUACCUGGCAUGAAGGCUGCUGUGAUCCACGCCCUGCAGACCUCCCAAGACACCGUGCAGUGCCGGAAGGCCAGCUUCGAGCUCUAUGGGGCCGACUUUGUGUUUGGGGAAGACUUCCGGCCCUGGUUGAUUGAGAUCAACGCCAGCCCCACCAUGGCACCUUCCACAGCGGUCACUGCCCGCCUCUGUGCAGGGGUGCAAGCGGACACCCUGCGUGUGGUCAUUGACCGGCGGCUGGACCGCACCUGUGACACAGGAGCCUUUGAGCUCAUCUAUAAGCAGCCUGCUGUGGAGGUGCCCCAGUACGUGGGGAUCCGGCUCCUGGUGGAGGGCUCUACCAUCAAGAAGCCCAUGGCAGUGGGUCAUCGGCGGACAGGGGUCCGCUCAUCACUCCCUCAUCUGCCGACCCAGCAAGGCUCUGGGGAAGGCAAGGACUCAGGAUCCCCUACCCACAGGUCAGCCUCUAGGAAGGACGUUGGGGCCAGGAGCCUGGGACACACUGAGAAGCCCGACUCUACUGUCACCACCUCGGUCCCCGGAAAGGGGAAGAAAGACCCUCCCCACUUCCCUAGUCUCCAUUCCAAGGCCUGGCUGCCUUCUCCCUGCGUGCUCCGACCCCAGGGCCGGGUCCUCAGACUGCAGCAUGGCCAGCUGGUGGGCUCUAAGGCUCUGUCAACCACAGGCAAGGCCUUGAUGACUCUACCUACUGCCAAGGUUCUGAUGUCCUUCCCACCUCACCCUGAUCUCAAGCUGGCACCCAGCAUGCUGAAGCCAGGACAGGCUGCUAUUCCCCGGCACCUUGGAGGCCCCCACUUUGGAAGUGCCUUGUGGCCAAUGCCCUUUGGAGUUGGACCUCUUCCUAGCACCCACAGGAAAGUCAAGGCCAAAGGCAAGUUCAAGGCCAGACUCUGCGACAAACCCAGGGCUGAGGCCUACCCCGAGAAGAGGCUGAGCCUCCCCAAACCCUUGACCCUUAUUUUGACAUGCCGGACACGGAGGAUCAUGGGGGCUAGGAGGCUAGAGAACCCCCUGCUCUGAUCUCCACUGCCCCAUCCUGGAUCCAGCAUCAAAUUAAAAAAGCAAGUAAAGUUC
Molecule: messenger RNA, 4363 nt
Organism: Peromyscus maniculatus bairdii (prairie deer mouse)
Lineage: Eukaryota; Metazoa; Chordata; Mammalia; Rodentia; Cricetidae
Gene: Ttll3
Product: tubulin tyrosine ligase like 3
Biological process (GO): protein modification process; cilium movement; cilium assembly
Cellular component (GO): microtubule cytoskeleton; axoneme
Molecular function (GO): protein-glycine ligase activity, initiating
Source: RefSeq, a predicted model, not a curated record